This is a messenger RNA of Paraglomus occultum, 1512 nucleotides long. Lineage: Eukaryota; Fungi; Glomeromycota; Glomeromycetes; Paraglomerales; Paraglomeraceae. The record is from the annotation of a GenBank genome assembly.
AUGUGCGGAAUAAUAGCUACGCUUCUCGCUGAUAAUAAUGCUUCGGCUAGUUACGAAAUUCUCGAAGCAUUACAUCUUUUGCAGCAUAGGGGCCAGGAUGCUGCUGGUAUUGUAACGUGUGGACAUAAGGGUAGAAUGUAUCAACGUAAAAGUAAUGGAAUGAUUCGUGAUGUGAUCGAACAAGAACAUAUGGAAUAUCUCGUUGGUUCCAUCGGUGUUGGUCAUGUUCGAUACCCAACAGCCGGGUCAUCAUCUCACUCUGAAGCGCAACCGUUCUACGUCAAUAGUCCAUACGGAAUAGCUCUUGCUCACAAUGGCAAUCUUGUGAACGCGGAGGCGUUAAAAGUCUUUUUGGAUCAGGAAGCGCAUCGACACAUCAACACUGAUUCGGAUUCCGAGAUAUUACUAAACAUAUUUGCCAACAAUCUCCAGCAGACCGGCAAAGUCAGAAUCAACGAACAAGACAUAUUCACAGCAAUAACAGGCCUUCACGAACAGUGCAUUGGGGGAUAUGCGUGCGUUGUCAUGAUAGCUGGCAUCCGACCUAUCUGCUUUGGAAGGAGAAAAGGCCCUAAAGGAUGGGAUUACAUGAUCGCCUCUGAGAGUGUUGCUUUGUCUGCCAACGGAUUUGCCGAUAUAGAAGACAUCAAACCUGGCGAAGCCGUGAUUAUCACUAAGCAAGCGGUUAGUCGAGAACAAGUAACGCCUAUAAGAGAAUACGCGCCUUGUAUAUUCGAGUUUGUAUACUUUGCACGUCCUGAUUCUGUAAUCGACGGCAUCUCUGUGUAUCGAUCACGUCUGUCGAUGGGGGAAUAUUUGGCCAAACAAGUCCAAAGAAAAUUCAAUGGUACUAUGGACAUUGAAGUAGUUAUUCCAGUGCCGGAUACAAGCCGUGUAGCCGCGCUUCAGCUCGCUCAUGAAUUGCAAAUUGUUUAUCGUGAAGGGUUCGUCAAAAAUCGUUAUGUUGGGCGCACGUUCAUAAUGCCUGGACAGCAGAUGAGAAAAAAGAGCGUGCGGAGGAAAUUGAAUGCCAUGGCUUUGGAAUUUGCAAACAAGAAUGUCCUACUUGUUGAUGAUUCAAUCGUUAGAGGAACCACUUCGAAGGAGAUUGUUCAAAUGGCAAGAGAUGCAGGUGCCAAGAAGGUGUAUUUUGCCUCAUGCUCACCCGCUAUUAGAUACCCCAAUGUAUACGGUAUUGAUAUGCCAUCACGCCGAGAACUUGUUGCACAUGGAAAGAGCGACGAGGAAAUUGCACAGGAGAUUGGCGCAGAUGAAAAACUUGAAGAUCUAAUCGCUUCCUGUAGAGAACAUAAUGCGGAUAUCAAAACCUUCGACUGUUCAGUGUUUGACGGACGAUAUAUAACUGAUUCUGUCACUCCUGAAUAUCUUGAAAAUUUGGAACGUGUAAGAAAUGAUAAAGCAAAGGGUAUCAGGGAAAUACAAGAUAGUCUCGAGGCAAUAGGAUUGCACAACGCUUGUAAUGGAAGUAAAAUAAAAGGUACGAGCGAUUAA